CCGGAAUCCUAUCCUCAUAUUAUUAUAUGUCGUGUGUCAUCCACCGACUCGGCCGCGUGCCGUACCGCCAGGCAUGGGAUUGGCAGCAGCGCCUCAUCAAGGAGCGCUUCCAUGACGCUUCUCUCAGGAGCGCAUGCUUGAUGCUGGAACAUCCACGUGUGUACACCCUCGGUCGCGGUGCGUCCAUGGCGAACGUCAAGUUUGACCCAUCGGAACCAUCCGACUUUGAGCUCAUCAAGGUCGACCGCGGGGGCGAAGUCACGUACCACGGGCCAGGACAGUUGGUAGUGUACCCCAUCCUGAACCUGUCGCAGUCUCCAUUCAAGAAGGAUCUGCACUGGUACCUCCGACAAGUGGAGGAGGUGGUGAUUCAGACUCUUGGCCACUUUGACAUUCCUGGAGAGCGCGUCGACGGACUCACCGGCGUAUGGGUCCCCGACGCCCGCCACGCAUUCCCCAAGAGCAAGAUCGCCGCCGUGGGCACCCACGCCAGCAAGUGGGUCACCAUGCACGGCUUCGCCUUGAACGUCUCGACCGACCUCUCGGACUUCGACCGCAUUGUGCCGUGUGGCCUCCACGACAAAGCUGUGUCCAGCAUCCAGCACUUCCAUCCAACUGUCACCAUGGAGGACGUUCAAGAUGCCGUUGUAGCAUCCCUCACCAACGUAUUCGAGUUGCAACACGUCGAGACCACCACGGCACCACCAUAUCCGUCCGCACAGUAAACACAAUUAUAAUCUUUUCUCAAAUAUGUCCCAGCCAUUUUCGGUAAAAAAUUGAAGUUUUGAG
Aphanomyces astaci is the source of this 789-nucleotide messenger RNA. Its product is annotated as lipoyl(octanoyl) transferase. Gene Ontology annotation, cellular component: mitochondrion. NCBI's taxonomy places the organism in Eukaryota, Oomycota, Saprolegniomycetes, Saprolegniales, Verrucalvaceae. Gene Ontology annotation, biological process: protein lipoylation. The transcript has a single exon. The record is from RefSeq and is a predicted model, not a curated record. Gene Ontology annotation, molecular function: lipoyl(octanoyl) transferase activity. Bases 27 to 725 code for a protein of 232 amino acids.